Messenger RNA from Lachnellula hyalina, 1008 nucleotides. It is a transcript of the gene Rdh11, whose product is annotated as Retinol dehydrogenase. The coding region runs from base 1 to 1008 and encodes 335 amino acids. The record is from RefSeq and is a predicted model, not a curated record. The transcript is spliced from 5 exons. Lineage: Eukaryota; Fungi; Ascomycota; Leotiomycetes; Helotiales; Lachnaceae.
AUGACCUCUUUCAACCAACACACGACCGGCUCAGAAGUCGCCAAAGCCCUCACCUCCCGCUCAACCGGAAAGACCUUCAUCAUCACCGGCCCCUCAUCCAACAGCAUCGGCGGCGCAACCGCCAUUGCUCUCGCCCACAGCCAUCCGAAAACCAUCUUCCUCGCCGGACGCAGUGAAUCGAAAAUCCUGCCCGUCAUCAAGGAUAUCAAAGCCGUUGACAGUGCGGUCGAUGUCAUUUUCGUACCCUUGGACUUGGCUUCCCAGGCAAGUGUGAGGAAGGCCGCAGGGGAGAUAUUGGCGAGUGGGAAGGCGGACGUUGUGCAUGGGCUGAUUAAUAACGCGGGGAUUAUGUGUGUGAUGCCGUAUCAGGAGACGGUAGAGGGGAUUGAGUUGCAGUUUGGUAUUAACCACAUCGGCCAUUUCCUCCUGACGAACUUGCUGCUUCCGCGCAUUGUAGCUGCUGGUCCGCAUGCCAGGAUUGUUAAUGUGGCAAGUACGGGCUAUAUGUUGGGAGAUUUGGAUAUGGAGAAUUAUAACUUCGAUAACGGGAAGACUUAUCAUCCUUGGUUGGCGUAUGCUUCUAGCAAGACGGCAAAUAUCCUCUUUAACACCUACCUUGCUUCUCAUCUCCAAGACAAGGGAGUAGAGGCUUUUGCUCUGCAACCUGGCAUGUUGAAGAGACAAAUAGUGCCACCGACUGAACUCUACGUCCACACCCGCGACGAGAAUAGCCUCGCAUCCUUCACUGAAGCCUUCAAAAUCAUAACCAAGAGAUGGGAAGGCAAAACACCACCUUCUGGCGACCUCAAGGGCGAUGAGAAGACGCUUGAGACAUCGGCCAGUACGCUUGUGUUUGCGGCGUUGGAUCCGGGGCUUGAUGGCAAGUCUGGCCUGUUCCUAAGGAACUGUGAGCCGUUCCCUGUUGAGGGGUAUGCGACUAAUGCGGAGAGGGCCGAAAAGCUGUGGAAGUUGAGCGAGAAGCUUGUUGAGGAGAAGUUUGAUAUCUGA